This is a messenger RNA of Nothobranchius furzeri (turquoise killifish), 2026 nucleotides long. RefSeq names its product E3 ubiquitin/ISG15 ligase TRIM25. The record is from RefSeq and is a predicted model, not a curated record. Gene Ontology annotation, molecular function: zinc ion binding; protein binding. NCBI's taxonomy places the organism in Eukaryota, Metazoa, Chordata, Actinopteri, Cyprinodontiformes, Nothobranchiidae.
AUAAGAUCCAAGAGCAGAGGAUGUACAGAGGUUUUUAACAGGACUGAUAGCAGAGGAGAAGAAGAGCAAAUUCUCAUCAUGUUUUCAUCAAAACCUGAGGAGCAACUGGCCCAGGAGCUGAGCUGUCCCAUCUGCCUUCAUCUCUACAGCGAUCCGGUGGUCCUCCCUUGUGGGCGCAACUACUGCAGGGUUUGCAUCUGCAAGACAGCAGACUCCCAAGAGAUCAGCUGCAAAAUACGUCCUCGUUGCCCAGAGUGUCGCGAAGAGUACGAAGGCCUGGAGACCUUGCAGAGGAACUUCAAACUGUCCAACAUUGUUGAAGGUUAUCGAGCCACCGCAUCACCAAUUUAUGAGGAGAUCAAGAUCGAGGCGACGACUGAGGCUGACUCAGAGAAGGUUGCCAUUUUCUGUGACCACUGCAUAGACAACCCAUCAGAAGCUGUGAAGAGCUGCUUGAAGUGUGAGGUCUCCUUGUGCUCCAGGCAUCUUCAGAAGCACAAUGAGAAGGAGUCCUUUAAGUCCCACACCACGGUGGAGCCCCUCAGUGAGCUGGGGACAAAGGGCUGCUCCAUCCAUCAUUGUCCUCUUGGCUACUUUUGUUCCAGUGACAUGGCCUCUCUGUGCUCCUCAUGCCUUGUAGAAGGUCUUCACCAGAGCCACGAUGUUCUCACCUUCAGUGUGGCAGAAGAGGAGAUGAGACGAGCCUUGGAGAGCCGCAGCAAGGUGGUGUCCAGUAGGCUGCAGCUAAUAGAGAAGCUGCUGCAGAAGGCCACAGAGAGUAAGGGUGUCUCUGAGGCGGCGGCAGACAGAAUGAUCAAAAAGGCCGUCUCAGUUAUGGACAGCAUCCAAUCAAUGGUGGACAGGUACAGGGAGCAGCUGGCCAUGCUGCUGGAGACGGAGAGAGGGCAGCACCGGAAAAGCUGGCAGCUGGGAGUGAGUGCUCUGGAGGAUCAACAGCAGCAGCUGAUCGAUGCCCAGAAGAAAGUAAAGGAGGUCCUCGCUGAAACAGACCCAGCUGCCUUCUUACAUGGAUUCACGAAGAUCGAACAGAAGCUUAGAGAUGCCACCACAGUUAGCAUUUCCUCUGAAAUCCCCCCUGACAUUCUACUCAACACCAAGCAUCUCCAGUCAAAGCUCAAAACCAACGACUUCCGCUCUGAAAUGGUUCGCCUCCUGGAAAGUCUUCACAUCCUCCUGAACCCCCAGGAGCUCACCUUCAAUGUCUACACUGCACAUCCCAGCUUGUUGAUUUCCUCUGACAUGCGCACGGUCAAGUACAGCUCAACCAAGCAGUCAUACGUGGACCACCCAGAGCGUUUUGCUAGCGCUCCUCAGAUCAUGUGCACCCAGAGUUUCUCAAGUGGCAUACACGUGUGGGUGGUAGAAGUGGGGUCCAGCUGCAUGUGGUCCCUCGGUGUGUGCUACAAGAGCAUCCUUCGGCGCGGUGACCAUAGUCGCCUGGGACACAACACAGUGUCCUGGAGACUUCAGAGGAAAAACGGGAAGCUGACUGCGUGCACAGCCUCCAGCAAUAUAGCCUUGGCAGAAACACUCAGUCCUCCUACAAAGAUUGAGAUUGCUCUUGACUAUGAAGGUGGGGCCUUAAAGUUCCACAGCACCAACGGUUGUAGGGAACACCUCCACACCUUUAGACAUGUGUUCAAGGAGCCCGUUUACCCAGCAUUCAGCAUUCACUCGAACACACCAGAGUCCUGGAUCACGCUGAAUAGUGGAAUAUAAUUCUUACAUUGAAUCUGCAUAAAAUCUGUUUAAAUGCUAUUAUGUAGGGUUUUACUUUGGUGUUUCAGCACUGAAACACUUUAAAUGCUAGUUUAUUUGCAUAUCUGUAUUUUGUUAUUUAUGUCCUAAAUACAGUAUCAGGGUUUCACCAUUUGGGCCAAAACAUUCUCAAAAACUGGAAAAGACAGAUGCUACUGUUCAAAUGAUCAAUACAAACAUAAUUGUUUAUUUACUGGAAAAGCAAGAUCAUGAGGUUUUUUUCCUUUAUUUUUGUUGAUUGGUUUGU